AUGUCAGAUGAAUCGUCAGAUCCAGACUUAGCAGAAGAGCGGUAUGAUCCAGAGGACAAUUUAAAUGCUUACGGCUCACCUGUUUUCCGACCUCCAGAUGAUAUUAAUAUUAAUGAGAUUGUCGAGCAAUCAGUUAUUGGCAUUGUUCAUCCCACAGACUCGCUGUGGGUCUUUUCAGAGAACCCGAAAAGAUCUUUCUUCAUAAGCCAACCGUUAAAUGUGUCCGUCCGUAACCUUAUUCGCGUUGUUUGUAUCCCAUAA
Molecule: messenger RNA, 261 nt
Organism: Paramuricea clavata
Lineage: Eukaryota; Metazoa; Cnidaria; Anthozoa; Malacalcyonacea; Plexauridae
Source: the annotation of a GenBank genome assembly